Prunus armeniaca (apricot) is the source of this 2622-nucleotide messenger RNA. Lineage: Eukaryota; Viridiplantae; Streptophyta; Magnoliopsida; Rosales; Rosaceae. The record is from the annotation of a GenBank genome assembly.
AUGGUGAAGAAAGGGGGUGACUUGAAGCCAAUAAGUAGCAGUAGUUAUAGAGAAAGGUUUAAGGUUGAUAUUGAUAGUUAUAUUGAUAUGAAGCUUUCAACAUCAGGGUUGGGUCAGCAGGAUCAUGAAGCAGCCGGAGGAGGAGCUGAAAAGAAGUGCUUGAAUUCGGAGCUAUGGCAUGCAUGCGCAGGGCCUCUGGUUUCCCUGCCAACGCCUGGAACUCGUGUUGUUUACUUCCCUCAGGGCCACAGUGACCAGGUUGCUGCCACUACUAACAAACAAGUUGAUGCCCACAUACCAAACUACCCGAGCUUGCCGCCCCAGUUGAUCUGUCAGCUGCACAAUGUCACAAUGCAUGCAGAUGUGGAGACAGAUGAAGUAUAUGCCCAAAUGACAUUACAGCCUUUGACGCCACAAGAGCAAAAAGAAACAUUUCUUCCAAUGGAGUUAGGAAUUCCAAGCAAGCAACCCACAAAUUACUUUUGCAAGACAUUGACGGCGAGUGAUACUAGUACACAUGGAGGCUUCUCUGUUCCUCGUCGUGCUGCCGAGAAAGUUUUUCCUCCACUGGAUUUCUCACUACAGCCACCAGCGCAGGAACUUAUUGCUAGGGAUCUCCAUGAUGUUGAAUGGAAGUUUAGGCAUAUUUUCCGAGGCCAACCCAAACGACAUCUUCUUACCACAGGCUGGAGUGUGUUUGUUAGUGCCAAACGACUUGUUGCAGGAGAUUCUGUUCUUUUUAUUUGGAAUGAAAAAAAUCAGCUUCUUUUGGGUAUUCGCCGUGCCACUCGACCACAAACUGUGAUGCCGUCAUCUGUUUUGUCAAGUGAUAGCAUGCAUAUUGGACUUCUUGCUGCUGCUGCUCAUGCUGCUUCAACUAAUAGUUGUUUUACAGUUUUUUAUAAUCCAAGGGCUAGUCCAUCUGAGUUUGUCAUACCCCUAUCAAAAUACAUUAAAGCAGUAUUUCACACACGUGUUUCAGUUGGGAUGCGAUUUCGGAUGCUAUUUGAGACUGAAGAGUCAAGUGUCAGAAGGUACAUGGGUACGAUAACUGGCAUAAGUGAUCUGGAUCCUGUUCGGUGGCCAAAUUCUCAUUGGCGGUCUGUCAAGGUUGGUUGGGAUGAGUCCACUGCAGGUGAGAGGCAGCCCAGGGUAUCGUUAUGGGAGAUUGAGCCUUUGACAACUUUCCCCAUGUACCCAUCAUUGUUUCCCCUUCGACUAAAACGCCCUUGGCAUCCUGGGGCCUCAUCUAUGCAAGAUAAUAGAGAUGACGCCAACAGCUUAAUGUGGCUUAGGGGGGGAACUGGAGAGCAAGGUCUUCACUCCAUGAACUUUCAACCUGUUGGUAUGUUUCCUUGGAUGCAACAGAGAUUGGAUUCAACAUUGAUUGGAAAUGAUCACAAUCCGCAGUACCAGGCCAUGUUGGCUGCUGGUUUGCAGAAUCUAGGAAGUGGAGAUCAGCUAAGACAACAUAUGAUGCACUUUCAGCAGCCCUUUCAGUAUGUUCAGCAGUCGAGUAGCCACAAUCCAAUGUUGCAGUUGCAACAGCAAAUUCAGCAAUCAAUCCCUCAUAAUAUUCUGCAGGCACAACCACAAGUUUCACUGGAGAAUCUGCCUCAGCACCUUCUACAGCAACAAUUUAACAAUCAAACAGAGGAGCAGGUGCAGCAACAGCAAAACACCUAUCAUGAUGCACUCAAGGUUCAAACUGAACAGCUCCAACAGAGUCAGCAAAUGAAUGUGCCAUCUCCAUCGUUUCCUAAAACAGACUUCAGUGAUUCAAACACAAAGUUCUCAGCAUCUACUACCCCCAGACAGAACAUGCUUGGUACACUUUGUCCUGAAGGGAGUGGAAAUCUUUUAAGCUCAUCCAGGGCUGGUCAUUCUAUGCCAACUGAGCAGUUACCUCAACAAUCUUGGGCUCCAAAGUAUGCACAUGCACAGGUCAAUGCUUUUGCCAACUCAAUGUCAUUUCCACCAUUUAAUGAGAAAGACAAUGCAGUUGAGCAAGAGAAUUGUAAUUCAGAUUCCCAGAAUCCUACUCUCUUUGGUGUUAAUAUUGAAUCAUCUGGACUUCUGUUCCCCACCACAGCGCCCAGUUUUGCCACUUCUUCAAAUGAUGCUGACAUGUCAAUGCCAUUAGGAGACUCUGGAUUUCAGAGCUCUCUGUAUGGUUGCAUGCAAGACUCGUCUGAGUUGUUGCACAGUGCAGGGCAAGUUGACCCACCAACCCCAAAUUGUACAUUUGUCAAGGUUUACAAGUCAGGUUCGGUUGGCCGCUCAUUGGACAUAUCCCGGUUCAGCAGUUACCAUGAGCUGCGAGAAGAGCUGGGGCAGAUGUUCGGAAUUGAGGGGAAGUUGGAAGACCGUCUUAGAUCAGGCUGGCAGCUUGUAUUCGUUGACAGGGAGAAUGAUGUGCUUCUCCUUGGUGACGACCCGUGGGAGUCAUUUGUGAACAAUGUUUGGUAUAUCAAGAUACUUUCUCCCGAGGAUGUACACAAAAUGGGGGACCAAGCAGUUGAACCCUUUAACCCGAAUACGGGUCAAAGGUUGAACAGCAGUGGCGGUGAAGCUCAAGACAUUGUUUCCGGGCUCCCAUCUCUUGGCUCACUUGAAUAUUGA